CAGCCAUGCGAGCCAUCCCCUGGACUCAGCUGCUUUCAGAGCACAUAGAUGGCUCGUGUGACAGCAAUAGCGCACAGAAGCAGCAAUGAAAUGCAGCUAGCAGCAGCCCUACAGCUGGGAGACGGAGGCAGGCAGGCACCAGCCCAGUCCCAGUGGCUCAGAUGAACUUACCGUGAGCCUGUCUGUAGUGUAUUUCCAGCUGUGGCUGCCUUUUCUCACUAGGAUCAGCUUUUCUUUCCAAAUUCUCUGUGGCUGCACUGGAGUGUGUGACUCCCUUGGUGACUGCGGUGUCCUCUUCGUUUCCCCCCCACCCUCCCUCUUUCUUCUUUCCUGCGUCCUUCUUUCUCCCAGGAUGGCGGAGGCUGAAUUGCACAAGGAAAGGCUGCAAGCUAUUGCAGAAAAACGGAAAAGGCAGACGGAAAUAGAAGGGAAAAGACAGCAGCUCGAGGACCAGAUACUUCAGCUGCAGCAUUUCAAGUCAAAAGCACUCCGUGAAAAAUGGCUGUUGCAAGGAAUUCCUGCCAGUUCUCCAGCAGAAGAAGAAGCCAGAAAGACACAAUCAGAAGAGGAUGAGCUCAAGGUGAAAAAGCUUGAAGGCAACGUCCAUAGGUUGGAACAAGAAAUAGGAAAACUGGAAAACGAAGAAUCUCAGAUAUCUGCCAAAGAGCGAAUCAUCUUAGAAAAACUAAAGGAAACUGAGAAAUCCUUUGAGGACUUGCAAAAGAGCUUCUCACACAAAGAUGGUGAUGCAGUAAAUUACAUUUACUCCCAGAUCCCUGAACGCCCAACCCUCUAUUCACGAACAACAGACCCAGUUCCUGGGAAAGACGGAACAAGCAGGAUAGCUGCUUUGUACAGCAUGGAAAUUAAUGUGGAGAAAGACAAACAGACAGGAGAGACCAAGAUUCUCUCUGCAUCCCCCAUUGGCCCAGAGGGAGCUCAUCAAAGAGGAAUCAAAGUCUAUGACGAUGGUACCAAAGUAGUCUAUGAGAUGCACUCUGGAGGCACCGUGGUAGAAAACGGAGUGCAUAAGUUAAGUGCAAAGGAUGUCGAUGAACUAAUUCAGAAAGCUGGACAAUCAAGAACAGGGACUGUAUCGGAGAGGAACACAAUAGUGGAUGGGAACCUCAGCCAUAUGAAGGAACAGAUACUCUUCAAGGAGGCAAAACUAGAGAUGGUGCACAAACCUAGCAAAAGGCAUUCUGGGAACCCUCGACAUCAAGCAAAACUCUCUGGGGAAGAAGUCCCAGAAGCCAGUGCAGAUCACCCAGUAACAAUGAUAUUUAUGGGUUACCAAAACAUAGAUGAUGAAGAUGAGACAAAAAAGGUUCUGGGUUAUGAUGAGACAAUCAAAGCAGAACUGGUCCUCAUUGACGAAGAUGAUGAAAAGUCAUUGCGUGAGAAGACAGUGACUGAUGUGUCAACGAUGGAUGGAAAUGCUGCAGAGUUGGUUUCUGGGAGGCCCCUGUCAGACACAACAGAGCCCUCCUCACCAGAGGGGAAAGAAGAAAGUCUACCUAUGGAAAAAGUCCCAGAAACAAAGGAAUUUAAUGUGUGGCCCCAGGAUCUAAGGGAGGAGGAACUGAUGGCAGUGAAAUCAUCUAGAAUCUCUGAGGAUGACAUCAGAUUGAGAAAAGAGAGAGACCGAUAUUGUGCCAAUUUCCUGGAGCCGGCUCGUGUGUGUGCAACAAAGGAAGAGAAGAUGGAAAUUGAAGCCCCUGUCUCGGAACAUAAAAACAUCACCGUGGGGACUUCAGCACAUGCAUCAGACAAUCAAACUCACUUAUUUCCCCCUGCUGCCAGUCACAAUGGACUUAAAGACAGGCAUGAGUCCCUGGACAGUGAGGUUGCUAGAGAGAUCAGAUAUCUGGAUGAGGUGCUAGAAGCAAACUGCUGUGAUUCUGCUGCUGAUAACCCCUUUAACGGGAUGACUUCCUCCUCCCCUGAGCCAAGUGCAUCCAUUGUCGUGGAUGGGUCUGGUCCAUCCGUUCGCAUUAUCAGUGAUUCCACAGCACCCAGUGAAAGGGAGGUCAUCAGAGUUGGUGGGCAAGCACCUUCAGUCAUUGAACACAGACAUGCAGUAUCCGAGAAGCUAAAACCAAAUGGCCACUCUGCAGAUGUAUUAAGGGAGGAACACUGUGACAAUCUGAAAGUGCCAGCAAGUCCCAGCUCUUCCACAAGUUCAAGGUCUUCCAGGGAUGGAGAAAUAACCUUAACCACCAUUAAGAAGGAAGCUAAGUUUGAGCUUAGAGCAUUUCAAGAAGACAAAAAGCCAUCGAAACUGUUUGAAGAGGAGGAUACGAAAGAGAAGUACAGAGUGCGCAAAGUGAGGCCCUCCGAGGAAUUGGUAGAGCUGGAAAAAGAGAGGCGGGAGCUCAUCAGGAGCCAGGCUGUCAAGAAGAACCCUGGCAUAGCAGCAAAGUGGUGGAACCCGCCCCAGGAGAAAACGCUGGAGGAGCAGCUCGAUGAGGAGCAUUUAGAGUCCCACAAGAAAUACAAAGAACGCAAAGAGAAGCAGCAACAAUCAUCCAUGCCUGUGAAGCAUGUCUCGUAUUCCUUCACACCGCCUGAGCCAGCUAGCAAUAAGAAAGUUGAUAUUGUCACUGAGCAAAUAGAUUUUUCAGCUGCACGGAAGCAGUUUCAGUUAAUGGAAAAUUCAGGUAACUCAAAUAACACCGCUGCAUCCAAGAGAUCAGGGACCCCCAAAAUGUUCACUAUCCAACCCUUCUACAAACCAAUGGGCCCCUCCCAAAUGGACCGGCGAACAGUCUCAGUUACAAAACCUGCACCUGCAUAUGAACAAAUAUUACGGGUUGGCAAUAAUGAUGUAACUAUUGUAAAAGCUGAAAAGGUCUCUUGCAUAUCAGAUGACAACAAUAUAAUUAUUCAGAACCUCUCUGACCCAAUGCGAGUGUCUCCUUACGGUGAUGCCAUGAAGGCUGGGCAAGCUGCAAAGGUAUGGUCAGAUGAUGGUGAAUUCAUGAGUGCAAAGGCAGUCUUUACAGUGGUGAGGGAUGAUGAACAAGGCCUAUUAGAUCAGUUCUCAAGGUCAGUCAAUGUAUCUUCCCCUCCGGAGGAACUGGAUUCUGGUUUGGAUGAUUUAUCUGUGAGAUCUCAGGAUACGACAGUUCUGGAAACACUUUCCAAUGACUUCAGUAUGGACAAUAUCAGUGACAGUGGUGCCUCCAAUGAGACAAUGAAUGCCCUUCAAGAAAAUUCGCUUACGGAUUUCUCUUUGCCUCAGACCCCUCAGGCCAACACACCCUCUGAAUGUCGAGGAGAGGGCGUCUCCAAGUCACUUAGUGACCAUGGUUUUUACUCUCCUUCUUCACCAUUGCUUGACUCCAUGCUCAUUGACGAGCAGCUGGAAUACCAGGCUGGUCUGCUGGUCCAAAACGCCAUUCAGCAAGCCAUAGCUGAGCAGGCUGACAAAAUGAAUUCCAAACACGCAAAAGAUGCCACCGAGCAAAAGAACCAGCAGGCCAAAGAGCAGGAGGCAGUGGACAAGACACAACAUGCUGCGAAACAGCACAAUCCAACCUUCCAGCCACCUCAGGUGUCCUCUCCUGUGCAAGAAAAAAGGGAUACAGCACCAAAGACUUCUGCAGUUCAAGGCCCUGUGCACAGAGAAAGGCAGGCACCACAGCCCUCCCUCGUUGCUCAUGCCACUCAACCAAUCACUGUGGAGGAAACCAAGCCAGAAGUCAGCUAUUUUAGCAAGUAUUCCGAAGCAGCUGAGCUGAGGAGCACAGCUUCCAUUCUGGCUAUGCAAGAAGCAGAGGUGACAGUAGGGCCUUUCAAACUGAGGUCAAAAAAGCAGAGGACUUUGUCCAUGAUUGAAGAGGAAAUCCGAGCAGCCCAAGAAAGAGAGGAGGAACUGAAAAGACAGAGGCAAGGAAUGCAGAUCACGCGGAGCCCUGUUGCAAAGAGUGCACCUCAGCUGCCCACCAGAACUGUGUCUUACAGAACUGCACCAGGUAAAAUAGAGAAGAUCAAGCCACCUCCAUCCCCAACCGCUGAAGGUCCCCCCUCGCAUUCCGAUUUAGCAUCAGAUGACGCUGGAGGAUCCCAGAGGCCCAAGAACCUGAUGCAGACUCUCAUGGAAGAUUACGAAUCUCACAAAACCAAGAGGCGGGAGAGGAUGGAUGAGAGCAGUUACACCUGUAAAUUACUGUCUAACAAGGUUACUUCCGAGGUCCUUGAGGCUACCAGGGUCAACCGUAGGAAGAGUGCCCUGGCAUUGCGGUGGGAGGCUGGCAUUUAUGCUAACCGGGAAGAAAAUGAGUAGUUCCCUUGGCAAAUAAGCAAGCUUGUUGUUUUUAAUUGCAGAGACGAAGAAACCAAAUAGAAGAGCAAAGUUUUAAUUUUUUUUUAAAGCGACAUCAUUUUAAUUGAUAUUUAUUACAAAUGCAUCAAUCUCUGCAAUCCUUGUUCAAACAGGAGCAGUCCACACACACACACACAGAUAAAUAUAUACAUACAUACGUGUGUGUGUGUGUACACACACACACACACACACAUAUAUAUAUAUACAUAUAUAAACACACAUAAAUAUAUACAUGGACAUGUACACGCACAAACACACAGGAAAGCAUCUGCUAUCCCCCCAGAACUGAAGACGCAGGCUGUAGCCUUGGAGCUGAAGUCAUUGCCACUGACCAGAAACAGCAACAAGUGACAACCCCAGAGGAAAUGUAUUGGAGCGAGCAGAAUGAACACGUCGCUUCCUUCUUGCUGUCUUCACAGCCUUGUCUUUGGAAUGGGAAGAGUUGGCCUUUAGAGAAUCUGACCACAAGAUGGCACCCUGCAAGCAAAUAAACAGUUCUUCGAGCUUGUUUGGGCAGCUCUUCAUCCAUCCAUUUUUGGUGUUAGGAACAAGGAUAUUACUCUGAUAUAUCUUAGAUAGCCAUAAUAUACUGAGAUAAUUGUUUUUGCUGUUAACAAAUGGGGGGAAGGUUUUGAAGGUUCUUUCUAAUUUAACGAUUUAAAAACAAAAGAAAACCAGAAGCUGUUAAUUUGCAGAUGUGAAUGUACAAUCCAUAUAUUUAGUCAUAAAAAAACCAUUAUAUUGUUUUUGCUGAUCUUUUGAAAGCUUGGGGCAGAUUGGCAGAUUGUUCACCUUUCUCCUAGCUCACCAUAUGUGGUUUUGGUUGAAAAUUUGCCACCCUUGUUUCAUAAUCCGUUUGCUUCACACAGUUUCCUUUUAAUAGUGCAGCACAAUUCAUAGGUAGGGUAGAAGAGAGAGAGAAAUGCCAAAUCAGAAUAUCCUAAUUUUAAUGGUCUGUAUGCCUGCAGUUAUGGUCUGGCCUCCUGUUUCUCAGUGCAUAUUUGCAUUAUCAUCCGUGUUUAAUGGGCAGUGGUUGAUAUGAUGGCAUAGGGGGAAUAUACAAUAACAGUCCAUAAAGAGCAGUCAAGCUGAGUCAGGGAGAGAAGGGAGAAACAUUUGCAUAUUUUUAAGUGAAGCAAUAACUGACACUCAAGUCAUUAUUAUGUUACAGAGAAGGGUUUGGAAGAAAAAUAGUUGUAUCUUUAACUAUAUUUAUGCUAUAUAAAGGUCUUGGCGUUAAACUAGAGUGUGGGGAGUAUGUUUUAUGUUACCAGGAAAUGAAAAGUUGGAGACGGUAACAGAGUGAGAUGAGAAGGGAGGGGCCAAAGGGUUAUUUUUGUGGUUCACACAGCGUUUUCAGAGCUAAAAAAGAAUAUAGAGCCUUUAGUUAAGAGUAUAGGCUGGGAUUCAGUGAUAAAGGAAUAUGGGGUGGGUGAGGCGUGUGUGUGCUUGUGUGCAUGUGAAGCUGGAAUAUUAGGAUGACAAAGAGAUGUAGGUGUACAGAUUAUUUUCUCCACAGCUGUCUUUGCCAGCUCUAGGGGUAUAUAAACCUUUAUUUCUCUUUCUUUCUUUCUUUCUUUCUUUUAAAUGAAAAGGGAUAUUAAAAGGCACUAAACUGAUGCAGUAUUUGUCAUAAUGAAGCUGACCGGACACGAUAUUUGCAUGAGUUAACAUUUCAAGGAGUAUUGAACAGUUUUGUAAUCCAACAUUUAGAAAAGAAAUGUGGUAUUUAUUCUUGUGCUUUAUAUGCUGGCACAGUAUUAGAGGCUGCUGGUUUACUCUUCUUUAGUUCAAGCAAUGCAGUAGAAUGUGUAAUGAUGGACACCCAUAGCUUCUGGACUGGGAUAUGUCACAUUUUAGGCAACUGAAGAAUGGUACAUGUAUCUUUUUUAAAACCUACAAGGUCCUUUUGACUGAUCUUUAAGGGGAGAAAAAAGUGACCCUCUGUACAUUUCUCUUUCAUAUUAUUCAGUAUUAUGAGCAGGAUUUUUCUGUCCUGAUGUUUUAAUUAGGCAAACUUCAAUUUAUUAACACACCAGCCUUGGAGAGGAUUCUUUCUGUAUUGUAUGCAGAAAGUAAAACAGAUAGGUCAACAGCUUAGAUAAUUAUGCCAUCUACAAUGGAUUCUGAUCCAGGCCUCCAACCUUGAGCUCCACAUGUAUACAGAGCAUCGAUUGCCAGCUGUGAAGACUGAAGACUCCUUUUGCACAUGGAGUGCAUUCUCCUGCUGUGGACAGCAAUAGAAGAGUCCCGUUUGCAGGCAUGAGUUAUGCCGUUGGAUCACAGCCCAGAGAUCCACACACAACUGAUGUAAUUGCUAGACUCUGGGCCAGAUUUGGUAGAUCCUACAGCUGUCACAGAUUUUGUAAUCAGAAAGUCUAAAUUACAGAACUGGGGUGCAUUUUGCAUAAAAGAUCUUUAUAUUUAUGGUUUGCACACUAUUAUGAGUUUUGAAAAUAUUUAAGUACUUGUGGCACAAACCAGCCAAAGUUAAUCAAAGGUGUUUGUUUAAUCCAUUUGGGAUAGGCUUUACUGUUGCCUAUUAAAACCAUUGGGGAUUUUAAAGUUCUUGAUUUUGACCAGAUAAUGUGCUAGCUUAGGCAUUUUCAAGAGCUAAAAUAAAUAGGAAGAAGAACUCAGUUCAUGGGUAGGAAGCAAACUUGGUAUGUGAGGAAAGAGCAGUGAGGCAUAAUGGCGGGGGGCGGGGGAGACAGGAGGGCCAAAUUGCUGUCCACAGCGGAGAACUUCCUGUGUGCUUCCUGAGCCUUUAGCAGAAUCUGCCUGACAAUCAGUAUUUUUGUCUCCAGAGAACUGUUUUCUUUGAAGACAGAUAAAAAUUCUCAGGACUAUGAUGAAGCAGUUGGAUUCUGUGCUGAUUUAAAAAGAAAGAAAAAAGGCUGUACUGGCAAUAUACUCUGAGAGAUUUUACACAUGUGUGAACUGAGUAAAGAGAUCCUCUAACCAUUCAUACUGCAUGCAACUCUUACUGAGAAAUGGUGGUCUUAUAAUGGGGAGGAAGAGUAUACAUUUGCUUGGAAUUGAAUGUUUUGUUCCCUUUUAAUAGGUUAUAGUCAGCUCAGCGUGAAAAACAAUGAGAUCCCCAUUUCUAAAAGAAAAAAAUAAAAAGUCACUUCAAAAAUCUGUUUCAUUUGUCUAAGUAUCUCAUUCUAUUUUUCCAGUGCUUUUUCCCCCAGUAGCAAAAAUGAGAUCAGUCUCUGGCAUCUUGGGAUGACUUUGCUAAGAGGAAAGAGAGGUUAUGAUUCAUCACGCUAUUUGCCCAGUGAGGUUUUUGGUGGUGAUGGUUAUUAUAGUGAACCGCUGUCAGUGAACAAUUUCAGAAGUUAAGGAAUCUUGGACUGCCAUUUUCAGCAAUAGCACAGCAUAGUGCUUUGAUAAGAAAAAGGCAAGUAAAUUGUAAUGCUUUUACAUUCACUCAUCCGAAUAUUAUUGCAAAGUUAGCUUAGACUCCACACACAGAGAGUUAAUAAUAUUUCUUGCAGCAAAUGCUGAUAUAAUUAAAUUGUGCAUUGACAAAUAGUUAAGCAUUAUAAUUUGUGACUAUCCAGAUUGUUGUGGUGUGUGUGUGGUUUUUUCCCCCUUUUUGUUAACUGCAGAGCAGAUUUCUCAAACUGUUUUAUUGUUUUAACAAAUUAUCAGUUAUAACUUAAUUUUGCUCCCCAUCCAGAAGGAUCCAUUGGAGAAAACAGUAGCAGUCAUCAUAUGGCUUCUGGCAUAUGUUAACCCCACUGCAUUGUUGUACCCUGUUUCUGUUUUAUAGUGACUGUGAGGCAUACAGUGCAAGUAUAUAAUUAUUUUCUCAUUAAAAGUUAAACAUCGUG
Messenger RNA from Hemicordylus capensis (graceful crag lizard), 8166 nucleotides. RefSeq names its product PALM2 and AKAP2 fusion (gene PALM2AKAP2). Bases 353 to 4288 code for a protein of 1311 amino acids. Gene Ontology annotation, cellular component: membrane. The transcript is spliced from 12 exons. NCBI's taxonomy places the organism in Eukaryota, Metazoa, Chordata, Lepidosauria, Squamata, Cordylidae. Gene Ontology annotation, biological process: regulation of cell shape. The record is from RefSeq and is a predicted model, not a curated record.